AUGAGGUUUCUGGGCAACGUGUUUAUAGGUCUCCUCGGCUUCUAUUCACUAGCGAAUGCAUUCAACAGCAACGUAGGACAUUCAUAUCCUCGGAGCUCUGCGGCAAACACGAGUUCAGUCCUCGAUGUCUUCGAGGUUUAUAAGCCUGUCGAAUUUGACCCUCCGAGUCAAGGAUGUAGCGAGGUUCUCCUCCUGAUGGAGCACGAGUUUGCACUUAGUUAUGGGAAACCUUUUGUUGGGGACUACAUGCCCCCACAGUGUGAUUUUGAUACUGUCCGGAUCAAUCUCACUGUGACAUCGAAAGGGCGCCAGUUUGACCGACUAGCAGUAAUGUACUUGAAUGACACUGAAGUGUUCCGUACGUCCACAGCUGAGCCAACUACGAAUGGGAUCAUUUGGACCUAUGUCAAGGAAAUGUCCCAAUAUCUUGCCUUGUGGAAGAAUCCCCAGAAAAUCAUCUUCGAUCUCGGAAAUCUGAUCGACAGCACAUAUACUGGUCCUUUCAAUGUGACGCUGACUGCCUCAUUCACAAAGGAAGACAAGGGACGAGUAGCCGACGUCAUUCUUCCCAUCUCAGCACGUCAAUCGGCAAAGAACGCCUCCAGCGCAUUCACCGUCCCGGGCGACAAUGCCACGGUGAGCCUAACGUUUCCGAAGAAUGCCCAAAGGGCAGUCAUCUCCAUCUCUGCAUGCGGUCAGAUUGGGGAGGAAUUUUGGUGGUCCAACGUCUUAUCUCAGGACACGGACGACUUCAACUCUACAAUCGGUGAGCUAUAUGGUUACUCGCCUUUCCGUGAGAUACAGCUUUUCAUCGACGGCAUUCUCGCCGGAGUUGUAUGGCCGUUCCCCAUCAUUUUCACGGGAGGCGUGGCUCCUGGUUUCUGGCGGCCUAUCGUUGGCAUCGAUGCCUUUGAUUUACGUGAGCCAGAAAUCGACAUCUCUCCCUUUUUGCCUCUCUUGGCCAACGGCAAGCCACAUACGUUCCAGAUAAAGAUCGCCGGACUAAAUACUCCGUCCGCUGAUGCAAUCAGUCUGUCCGAAACCGUUGGCUCGUAUUGGGUUGUUACUGGCAAGGCAUUUAUAUAUCUCGAUGAUGGCACAAAUACCAACAGCCUGACAUCCGGUCAACCGCCUACAAUCGACGCACCAGACCCCGAAUUCAGUUUCACGCGCAACUUGGUUUACAAUGCCACCAGCGGCGUGAAUGAGACUUUGUCUUAUUCAGUAAAGGCUCACCGAACCCUGAAAAUCACCUCGGGACAGAAUUCAUGGACGCAGGACCUCUCGUUUUCCAACGAUGGUCUUUUGAACCAAGACGGACUGAGCCAGAGGAAUAUUCAGAAUACUACCGGAACAUCUACUGCUUCCGGUAUUGGCACUGAUGGCAAGUUUGCCAAAGAACGUACAUCAUUUAGCUACCCCAUAGACGCCAACACGACCUAUGGCCUUGGGGCGAAUUACACGAUUAUCGAUGCGGCCAUAGACCGCGAACUGCAAAUCUCCUCUACGGGCGGUCUUGGUGGUAUAUCUACUUAUACCCUUGUCUCUGGCCCUAUCGAUUUGAAAACACGCCAAUGGGGAAGUGCGCAUUACUUUGGUAUUUCCGGCGGCUCAUCGACCUCUUCUGGCGACACAUCCAACGAGUUUCAUGAAUCAUCCGGCGGGACAACUUAUGACACUUUUGUACGAGCUGUAAAUGGGACUGUAGUCACAGGUAACGGUCCUGCGGGAUCUCUGUCGUUGGUUACCCAAGGCGAUUUGUACCCAGGGAGCGGUCGAUCUAGUAUUCGAAGUAUUCUAGGACGAGGUCCAAGCAGUAACAUUCUACGUCGUUGA
Talaromyces rugulosus is the source of this 1836-nucleotide messenger RNA. RefSeq lists its product as uncharacterized. The record is from RefSeq and is a predicted model, not a curated record. Bases 1 to 1836 code for a protein of 611 amino acids. The transcript has 2 exons. Lineage: Eukaryota; Fungi; Ascomycota; Eurotiomycetes; Eurotiales; Trichocomaceae.